Molecule: messenger RNA, 1317 nt
Organism: Tetrapisispora phaffii CBS 4417
Lineage: Eukaryota; Fungi; Ascomycota; Saccharomycetes; Saccharomycetales; Saccharomycetaceae
Gene: BIK1
Product: Bik1p
Exons: 1
Coding region: 1-1317 (438 amino acids)
Source: RefSeq, a predicted model, not a curated record
AUGAGUGUUAAUCAAAUUCAGAAGUAUCAGAAGAAGAUAGGUUGCUUCAUACAGAUACCUAACGUGGGUCGUGGGAAGUUGAAAUAUGUUGGCGUUGUAGAUAAUAAACCUGGUUACUAUGCAGGCAUCGAUUUGCUUGCUAAUAUUGGUAAAAAUAAUGGUUCGUUUCAAGGUAAAAAAUACUUUGAGACAGAAUAUCCCCAGAGUGGAUUGUUCAUACAGUUGCAGAAAGUGUCACAUCUGAUCGAGAAUGCCAGUCUAUCCCGAAGAACGACUUUAGUGACGGAUAACAACCAUAGUAAUACCAACGUCAUGAGUUCCGGCGAUCGUAGUUCAAGUGUUACGAGUGAUGGUCGGAUCAACAGUACUGGAAGCACGAUAGUGCGAAGUAUUCACAAUGAUAUUACAGUUGACCCCACAUCACCGACCCCGAUUGGUUCCUACCAUGGCGACUCACGAAGGGGAACUGCACGACUAGAUGACUUGGACAAGAUGGAGAUCGAUACACCCGUGCCUGCAAGUGCUGGCAGGAGAGAUGUUGUUACUGAUAAACUGAUAAAGGAGUAUGAACAGAAGAUCGAAAAACAGUUCAAUCAAUUGGUUCAGUACAAGAAGCUGUUGGACGAGCAGAGAGUGGUGUUGGAAGAGAUGAAACCCACUAUAGACAUAUACGAGAACAAUCUUGUGAGUUCGGAAAAUGAGAUAGCGAGCUUAAAAGAACAAUUGAAUAAAGAACGUGAAGAAAAUGAUAAGCAGAAGAAGUAUUUCGAAAAUGAGCAUGAGCAAUUAUUACGAGUAGUUGACCAAUUACACGACGAGAUCAAAGAAAAUGAAAGAAGAGUGAUAGCCAGCAAACAAAACAUGAAGAUGAGCAGUGGCCACACCGACGAGACGGUUUUACGAGAACUAGAAGAGCUACGAGAAUAUAAACAGACCAACGAGACGAACAAGCUUAAAUGGGAGAAAGAGCGUGAUCAAUUGAAGAUGCAUAACAGUUCGCUGAAUAAAGAAUACCAAGAACUAUACAAAGAUUUCAGCAGAAUGGAAUCAAUCCAAAGAGAGAACGAGACUUUACGAAACAAGCUCAGCGAACUGGAGACCCAUACAUCCACACAACCAAAGACAGAUGCAUCAGAGAACCCGGCCACCCAGCCCGACGACAUUGCAUCGUUGCCAAUAUACAGGCCUGCAAAAGAAGUAGACGUUACCGCCGGCAGAGACCUGUGGUGUGCAUUAUGUGACAAACAAGGCCACACCAGCAUCGACUGUCCAUACUUACCCGUCAACGAGAAUGCGGAAGACGAUAUCAUGUAUUGA